This is a messenger RNA of Monascus purpureus, 303 nucleotides long. The record is from the annotation of a GenBank genome assembly. NCBI's taxonomy places the organism in Eukaryota, Fungi, Ascomycota, Eurotiomycetes, Eurotiales, Aspergillaceae.
AUGCGGCCCCCGGACGAGGGGGAUGCUAUUUCUUUUGCCUCGAAGAACGGCCAUGCUGACGUGGUCGAACUUCUGCUCAGGCACGGUUCUGAGCCCAACGGUCCCCAUCUGCCGCUCAGCUUGGCGGUAGAAGCUGACCACCAACGGGUUGUUGAGCUUUUACUUAACACAGGAGCUGAUCCGAAGGGCACUUCAAGUAGACAGCCCAUUCUAGGGGUCGCUCUGAGUUUUGAGCCCUUAUUCAAAUUACUUCUUUGUCGGGGUGCUAGCCCAGCCUUCCUGGAGGGCCAAACAGCGUCCUAG